This is a messenger RNA of Nerophis lumbriciformis (worm pipefish), 2451 nucleotides long. The record is from RefSeq and is a predicted model, not a curated record. Lineage: Eukaryota; Metazoa; Chordata; Actinopteri; Syngnathiformes; Syngnathidae.
AUGGAUUUCAUGAAGAUGCGUGUUUUCAGAGGCCAAUGGCGCAAUUUUUUGCUGAUUCUUUGUCUCUGUGAGCUGCGCUACGUGACUGGACAGGCUCACUAUUCCAUUCCCGAGGAGCAGACAGAAGGCUCUUUUGUUGGAAAUAUUGCAAGAGACUUGGGCUUGGAUGUGACCAGACUCGUGGCAGGUAAAGCUCGUAUUAUUACCAAAGGAGGCCGACAGUAUUUUGAUUUAAAGCGGGACAAAGGCACACUUGUGAUUAAAGAGCGCAUCGACCGAGAGGAGCUUUGUGGAAAGACGACACCCUGCAGUUUAGGUUUUGACAUCAUUUUAGAAAAUCCAAUCCAGCUUUAUCAUGUAACAGUGGAGGUCCUGGACAUUAAUGACAACAGUCCAUCGUUUCCACAGCCGGAAAUAAGUGUGAAAAUAAUUGAAAAUGCUGCCAUGGGCACUCGUUUCUCGCUAGCAAAUGCAGCUGACCCUGAUGUUGCUACUAAUGAUAUUCAGAAAUAUGUUCUGAAACCAUUAGAUAAUUUUAAAUUGGAAAUAAAAAAUCAACCAGAUGGUGAUAGUUUUAUAGAAAUGAUUUUACAGAAGCCUUUAGACCGGGAAAAAGAAGAGCAUCUCACGCUCAUGUUGAUUGCUUCAGAUGGCGGUGAGCCACAUAGAUCAGGGACAAUGAGAAUUCAAAUCACUGUGCUGGAUGCAAACGAUAAUGCACCAGUCUGCACUCAACCUGUUUAUAAGGUAGAUGUAAAAGAAAAUUCACCUUCAGGAACAUUGAUCAUGAUUGUUAGUGCAAAUGAUGCUGAUGCCGGUCCUUAUGGUGAGGUCACUUAUACCACUCGUUUUUCCAAAGACUCAGAACAGUUAUUUGACAUAAAUGUUAAAACAGGAGAAAUUAAACUUACUGGUGUAUUAGAUUUUGAAAAAUCAAAGAAUUUUCAGUUGAAGGUCCAAGCUAGUGACCAUGGAGGUUACACAGAUACAUGUAAAGUUAUAGUGAACGUAAUUGAUGAAAAUGACAAUGUACCGUCAAUGGAAAUUAUGUCAUUAUCUCAGUCCAUCCCUGAGGAUUCUCCUCCAGGUACAACUGUAGCCAUUUUUAAUGUGAAUGAUGAAGAUUCUGAGGGCAACGGUGUUGUCAAGUGCUCUAUUUCGUCUGACGACGUCCCUUUUAAAAUUGAAUCUUCUUUGACGGGCUACUACACCAUAGUGACUGAAAACUUCUUAGACAGAGAAAGUGUCCCUGAAUAUAAUAUCACCAUCACAGUCCAAGACCAAGGCUCUCCACCUCUGUCAAGUAGUAAAAUUAUCAACGUGAAAAUAUCUGAUGUGAAUGACAACCCGCCCAAAUUUUAUCAGUCUGAAUACAGUAAGACUGUCCCAGAGAAUAACUCUCCUGGUUUUUCCAUCUUUUCUGUCAGUGCUAGUGAUGCAGAUUGGGGUCAGAAUGCUCGAGUGUCUUACUUCAUUGAGGAAAUAGAAGUUAAUGGUGUCGCUGUAUCUUCUUUUGUAUCAGUGAAUUCCGAAAAUGGCAUCAUCCACGCAGUCAGAUCAUUUGAUUAUGAGCAAAUCAUGUCAUUUCACUUUAACGUCACUGCCCGUGACUCCGGAUCCCCUCAACUGAGUUCUGUGGCCACAGUCAGGAUACUAAUCCAGGACGCAAAUGACAACGGUCCUCAGGUCUUGUAUCCGGUCCAGACCGGUGGCUCGGUGCUGGCCGAAUUGGUACCUCGUUCGGCAGACGUUGGCUAUCUGGUGACUAAAGUGGUGGCUGUGGAUGUGGACUCUGGACAAAAUGCCUGGCUGACGUAUAAACUGCACAAAGCCACAGACAGGGCGCUUUUUGAAGUGGGCCUCCACAAUGGAGAAAUAAGAACAGUCCGCCAAGUGACAGAUAAAGAUGCUGUCAAACAAAGACUGACAGUUGUAGUGGAAGACAACGGGCAGCCCUCUCGCACGGCUACAGUCAUUGUUAACGUGGCAGUGGCGGACAACUUCCCUGAAGUGCUCUCAGAGUUCACGGAUUUUAGCAUGCAUGAUAAGGAGUACAAUGACAAGCUGACUUUUUACUUAGUCUUGGCUUUAGCUGUGGUCUCCUUCCUCUUCAUCACCUGCUUGCUACUUAUCAUAUCAGUCAAAGUGUACAGGUGGAGACAAUCUCGCAUCCUGUACCACUCCAACCUUCCCGUCAUUCCGUAUUAUCCGCCAAGGUAUUCGGAUACUUUGGGAACGGGGACUCUUCCGCACGUGUACAAUUACGAGGUUUGUAGGACCACUGACUCCAGAAAAAGUGACAUGAAGACUAUGAAAGCCAUGAGUCAAAGUUUAGUGAGCGUGGAUGGAGCUGAUACUGAUACGUCGUAUGAGAAGAGGCAGAUAUCAGAAAACUGCUCACAGAUGUCAACAAUGCAAUUUUCUGCACCUGUGUGGAACGCAGGGUUCUGA